Molecule: messenger RNA, 177 nt
Organism: Phaethon lepturus (White-tailed tropicbird)
Lineage: Eukaryota; Metazoa; Chordata; Aves; Phaethontiformes; Phaethontidae
Gene: POLR2K
Product: polymerase (RNA) II (DNA directed) polypeptide K, 7.0kDa
Exons: 3
Coding region: 1-177 (58 amino acids)
Biological process (GO): DNA-templated transcription
Cellular component (GO): RNA polymerase II, core complex; RNA polymerase III complex; RNA polymerase I complex
Molecular function (GO): DNA binding; DNA-directed RNA polymerase activity; zinc ion binding
Source: RefSeq, a predicted model, not a curated record
AUGGAUUCACAGAAGGAUGUUCAGCCUCCCAAGCAGCAGCCAAUGAUUUACAUUUGUGGAGAAUGUCAUACAGAAAAUGAAAUAAAGGCAAGAGAUCCUAUCAGAUGCAGAGAAUGUGGUUACAGAAUAAUGUACAAGAAAAGGACAAAAAGAUUGGUAGUUUUUGAUGCCCGAUGA